Myotis davidii is the source of this 380-nucleotide messenger RNA. Its product is annotated as U3 small nucleolar RNA-associated protein 18 homolog. Bases 7 to 375 code for a protein of 122 amino acids. The record is from RefSeq and is a predicted model, not a curated record. The transcript has 2 exons. Gene Ontology annotation, cellular component: small-subunit processome; Pwp2p-containing subcomplex of 90S preribosome. Gene Ontology annotation, biological process: rRNA processing. Gene Ontology annotation, molecular function: protein binding. Lineage: Eukaryota; Metazoa; Chordata; Mammalia; Chiroptera; Vespertilionidae.
CGAUAGAUGAAGAACUGCCUACAUGCCAAUGCUGAACGUCCUACGACUGUGCGGAUCUCGUCUGUGCAGUUCCAUCCUUGUGCUCAGGUGGUGAUGGUUGCUGCACUAGAUAACUCUGUAUCACUGUUUCAGGUUGAUGGGAAAACAAAUCCUAAAAUUCAGAGCAUCUAUUUGGAAAAGUUUCCAAUCUUUAAGGCUCGUUUUAGUGCUAAUGGAGAAGAGGUUUUAGCCACAAGUACCCACAGCAAGGUGCUUUAUGUCUAUGACAUGCUGGCUGGAAAGUUGAUUCCAGUACAUCAAGUGAGAGGUAAGCUUUCUGUUGAACACAUAGCUGGUCAUCCCCCAACUCCCCAGCCCACAGCCGAGUUCAUUUAACAGUA